AUGAAUGGGCGCUUUGAAGUUUAUACUGGCACAACAUCCUUUCAUAACCUCACGUUAGCUUCCGUCUUUGAUGAGAAGCGUGAACGGAUAAUUGAAGGAAAUGAUUAUACUGGAAAUAAUCGGGAUUUCGAGACUAUCAAAAGCAUUACUCAUUUUAUAAUUACGGGGCUAGAAACAAAAAGGUCAGAAUGGAAUUAUCGCCCAUUGAAACUAUAG
Messenger RNA from Clunio marinus, 216 nucleotides. NCBI's taxonomy places the organism in Eukaryota, Metazoa, Arthropoda, Insecta, Diptera, Chironomidae. The record is from the annotation of a GenBank genome assembly.